This is a messenger RNA of Lodderomyces pseudojiufengensis, 756 nucleotides long. It is a transcript of the gene RRP15, whose product is annotated as Rrp15p. Gene Ontology annotation, cellular component: preribosome, large subunit precursor. The record is from RefSeq and is a predicted model, not a curated record. Bases 1 to 756 code for a protein of 251 amino acids. Lineage: Eukaryota; Fungi; Ascomycota; Pichiomycetes; Serinales; Debaryomycetaceae. The transcript has a single exon. Gene Ontology annotation, biological process: maturation of 5.8S rRNA; maturation of LSU-rRNA.
AUGAGUUUGAGCACUAAUAAUGCCAAACCGAAAUCGAUUUUGAAGAAUAAAGGAAAAUCAAAAGUUACAAAAGAAAUACCUAUAGCGAAAGAAAUUUCAUCAGAAGAAUCAAGUUCAAAUGAUGCAAGCUUGGAAGAAGAUGAUGAUGAACAAAGUGAAUUGGAAGGAUUAUCAGACUUGGAUGAAGAUGACGAAGUAGAUGUUGGGUUGGUGUCUAGUGAAGAAGAUGAUAAUUCAGAUGAAGUAGAAGAAGAGGAAGAAGAAGAUGAAACUUUUCCAUUAAAGAAGAAGCAGAAGAAGAAUAAGGAUGACGGAUCAGAAUCAUUUGCAAAUGCUUUCAGUUCAAUUGUUAAUUCUAAAAUUAAAGCAUAUGAUAGAAAAGAUCCAAUAUUAGCUAGAAAUAAAGUUACAUUGAAAAAACUCGAGAGUGAAAAAUUAGAGAAUAAAGCUAAAAAAGCUAUCUUAGCGGAAAAGAAACAAUUUCAGGAUAAACAUAGAGUAAAACAAUUACUACCAGUAUCAAUUGAUGAUUCGAAUGAAAACGUACGAAUUGCAUUAACGAAAGAAAAAAAUAUGAAAAAAAUUGCUCAAAAGGGUGUUGUUAAAUUAUUCAACGCGGUUUUAUCAACUCAAAUCAAGACUAAUUUGGAAGUCAAUGGUACAAAAAUGGGUGUUAGUAAAAAGGAAGACUUGAUGACUGAUGUUUCGAAAGAAAAAUUCUUAGAUUUAAUUGCAGCAGCAGGUGGAGAAGAUUAA